This is a messenger RNA of Athalia rosae (coleseed sawfly), 813 nucleotides long. RefSeq names its product NADH dehydrogenase [ubiquinone] iron-sulfur protein 4, mitochondrial (gene ND-18). The coding region runs from base 104 to 682 and encodes 192 amino acids. The record is from RefSeq and is a predicted model, not a curated record. The transcript has 3 exons. NCBI's taxonomy places the organism in Eukaryota, Metazoa, Arthropoda, Insecta, Hymenoptera, Athaliidae. Gene Ontology annotation, biological process: electron transport chain.
UUUAGUUAAUGCCUGAAUAAUGGAAUUUUGACACAAAACACUUGUACUCUGUCUUCUGCUCUUGCUAGUGCGAUAAAUCUUUCGUUGACAUCUAGCCUGUGAAAUGGCAACGCGUUCGUUACUGCGAAAUUGUGUCAAUAUUAUUAGGAGUGGUAAUCAACAAUGGACCAUGAAAAGUAUCGGCACAAGCAGUGUACGUUAUGGAGAAGAUCUUGAGAAUGCACUCAAUAUUCGUGAACCAGAAGUAAAAAAUACGGAGCAAGAAAUAAACCCAGCUAAGUUUGAAAGACAGAAAGCUCUGAAGGGGUACAUUAAUGUCGAUGCUGUAGAACUAAUUGCUCCGCUUUCUGGAGUUCCUGAAGAGCUCUUGAAAAAUCGUUUGGUCCGUAUUUAUGAACCAGCCAAAAAUGCAAUGCAAUCUGGAACUAACAACUUGAACAUGUGGCAAAUGGAUUUCGAUACUCGUGAAAGAUGGGAGAAUCCACUCAUGGGAUGGACUUCAAGCGGUGACCCACAUUCUAACUUGAAGCUUGAAUUUCAAACCAAAGAUGAGGCCAUUGCUUUGUGUGAAAAAAUGGGAUGGCGAUAUUAUGUACAGAAACCGAACAAGAAAACUCCCAAGCCAAGGAGCUAUGGGGUAAACUUUUCAUGGGACAAGCGCACUCGAGUAUCUACUAAAUAAUUUGAAAAUAUUAUUUGGUGUCUGAAAAAUAAUUCUGGCAUAUUUUAGUCGAUAAUGCAUAACUUUUUGGUUGUGCAUUCUUAUCUCUGUAUAUGAAAUGUAAAAUAUAAAAUAAAAGGCGUAAAUAUCAA